AUGUCACCCAAAUCAAGGCGUUCGCAGCGCAAUAAAGCAGCUGCUGUACAAGCUGCCGAAGAAGCUCGACCACGGCCACGACUACAUGCACAUCAUCGAAUUCGAUCUGAUCCGUUCGGCGUAGAACCACCGUUGACGAUCGAUCAGCACUUGAGCAACUAUCACCAGUCGCUCUUGUCGCCAUCUGCUCGAACAGAACGAAUGGAUGUACAUCAUCAUCAUCCCUCAGGAUUGUCAUUAUCAUCACCACCAUCCGCUGGAACAGCAGCAGCACAAGCGACCGCCGUGUUUUAUCAGCAUCGUCCGUUGACCCUGUUGGCGAAUGCGGAGAAUCCUGCUGGUCAGGGUCCGCCGUUCCCUUUUACAUUACUACAUCCGCCAAUCAAGGACAGCUGUGAUCAGGUACCCAAUCAUCGUGCUUCCGCGGUUCGUGAGAACGACCGACAAGCCGAAGGCGGUGGCGGCCGUGGUGAUGGAAACAGUGGCGGCGGUUUGCUUCAACUCGCUCAUGUCGUUAGUACUUUUGGUUAA
This is a messenger RNA of Zychaea mexicana, 531 nucleotides long. RefSeq lists its product as uncharacterized. The transcript has 3 exons. The record is from RefSeq and is a predicted model, not a curated record. Lineage: Eukaryota; Fungi; Mucoromycota; Mucoromycetes; Mucorales; Lichtheimiaceae. Bases 1 to 531 code for a protein of 176 amino acids.